Molecule: messenger RNA, 1235 nt
Organism: Rotaria sp. Silwood1
Lineage: Eukaryota; Metazoa; Rotifera; Eurotatoria; Philodinida; Philodinidae
Source: the annotation of a GenBank genome assembly
AUGCGUUUGACAAUAGUGAACUUAUUCUAUAUCUUGUGCUCAAUUAUAACAAUCUUAGUACUUAUAACAUGGACUUUCAAAAGACCAAAUAUAGGUUAUGAGUUUAAACUACAACAAAAUAAUUUGGCAUAUCCUACUCCCACGCCAACUAAUACACAACAAGUAACAACUAAUUUGGCUACGAACUAUCUUCGUUAUUUGUUUCCACAAAUAUGGGCCUGCCAGUCUCCAAAUUUCAAAGGCAAACCAGAUUAUUAUUCACAAUUUAGUGAAGAUAAAGCAUUACACAAAUGGAUCUUCAAUAACACAAAACAAAAUGAGAAUCCGGGCAUAUUUGUCGAACUAGGCGCAUUAGAUGGAUUAGCUGGUAGUAAUACGCUGUUUUUCGAGCGGAUGUUUGAUUGGCGUGGAGUACUUAUCGAAGCUCAGCCAGAAAAUGCUAAACAGCUGCUAAAAGCAGAUCGAAGAAAAACGGUGAAGUUGCCUAUCGGAAUAUGUUCUCCUCCACGAACCUACAUUCGAAUGCUCGGAGGACCCGGUUAUGUCGCUGGAAACAUCGAUACCAUGGAUCCAGAUUUAAGAAGCAAAUGGCAUGGAAAUAAUGACAAGACUAUAAAUGUAUCAUGUGGCCCGAUCGGUUCAUAUUUAACCGCAAUUGGAAUAACUCAUAUUGAUUUCUUCAGUCUUGAUGUUGAAGGAAGCGAGUUGUCAGUGCUACUUACAAUGGAUUGGAACAUACAAGUGCAUUAUUUUCUUAUCGAAAAUAACGCACAGAUGGCGAACGUAACGAAUCUCUUAAAAUCUCAUGGGUUUCGAGUAAACGACUUUGACCAUUGUUCAUUAUUUGGUGGUGGUUGUAUACGUAGUACACUGUUCGUUAACGACAACUAUCAGCGCCCCAACUUCUCCUUGAUAUGCAUAAAUAGCAUAUAUUCGAGCAUCACUUGAAAGAAACAGCAUGCUGCCCAUAGAAAUCGUUUAUCCGCGUUUUUAUGAAUAAACCUAAUAAAUCAUUCGUUAUCAAAGAUCUAUAACAGAUCACCUUUCAGAUUUGAUCAUCAUUUUCAGAAAAGAAUAUUAAAUCACUUCAAUCUAGUUGAUGACUUGAUUAUGCACAGUUGCUAUCAACGUUAUCUUGUGAAAGGAUGUGGGUGUGCGUGUGAGUGUGGGUGUGGGAGGGUGUGGCUGUGUGGCUGUGGCUGUGGCUGUGGCUGUGGCUGUGGCUGUGGCUGUGG